Mollisia scopiformis is the source of this 1431-nucleotide messenger RNA. RefSeq lists its product as uncharacterized. Bases 369 to 1031 code for a protein of 220 amino acids. Lineage: Eukaryota; Fungi; Ascomycota; Leotiomycetes; Helotiales; Mollisiaceae. The transcript is spliced from 2 exons. The record is from RefSeq and is a predicted model, not a curated record.
AUUUACAGCACACCUCUCUCACCCUCGACCACCACUCCCAUUCCUCUCAUCAACAUAAACGAAUUCGCGGCACAAACGACCUUCCAAUACCUCACCUACAAGAUAUCGAGCCCUAUUUCACGACGACAAAGCUCUUCCCCGCAACAUACGCCAUCGAAGACAAAGGAAUCUGCCUCGAGCGACCUCGGAGAGCGAGCAUAACCCCGUGAACAAAGAACAACACCGAGAGUCCACGUCAUUCACCAUCCCCAAAGCUGAAGAGAGCAGCUGAGGGCCAUUGACACAAUCUCUCACAGCCAACAAUCUUCACCAUUACAAAUCACACUCACAUAUCAACCGAAUCCAUCCUCGAACUACCUACCUGCAACAUGUCUACCAACGGCAAUACCACCCCUCCCAACGAUUCUGCCACUCGCAAUCGACGUGGCUCCUUCACCAGCCAGACCUUCAACAACAUCUUCGGUCGCUCCAAUAGCACUUCUGGUGGUCCGACAGCUCCGUUCCCGGGUCCUAUCACUACAGCUGCUGCACAAGACCAGCGUCGACGCAUGUCCAUCUCUACACUCGGCCUGUCGGGCACCUCUCCUACUCAGAAUACCGCAUUCCCCUUCGGUGCUCGACGUGGCAGCGUCUCAACUGCUGGAUCCGAUUCCAUUGAUGAGAAUGCCAUCGAUGACGAGGAAGGCCCCGGUCGCAGCCAACCCACUACACCCUUCACUCGCCGAGUCUCCUUUGGUGCACAAGCUCUACGUAGCGUGCGGGGUUCAGGAAGCCCAGGUACAUCUGGUGAAGGUGGCUUCAACUGGUCUGAGCAACUUAGAUCCCGUGCCGAAAGCUCCGUCUCACAGAGUCAGCGACCUUCCUUCUCCACCUCUCCCACUGCAAAGCCGAUGCAUGAGCGAGCCAAGAGCAUCACCGAAAUGCCUGCCCCUCCUACCGCUGUUCCGGCUCCCGCACCUGCCAGACCAGAGCGCAAGAAGCCCGAUGCAUUCCAGGAGCGGAUUCUCAAGGGUGAUUUCUACAUGGAUUGAAGGGCGAAAUAUUAUGGUUUCUUUGUUUGAUGUUUGAGUACAGCCUUCUGAUUGGCUUUCUUUUACUUCACAAUGACAAGGGCGUUUGAUGGCGUUUUAUGAUGCGAUGAAGGCAGAGCGCCUCGCACGAUACGGAGAUUUGCUUUUAUGAAGUAUGGGAGUGUACGCUGGACGUUUCAUUCUUGAUUUUAUGGGCGAAGUACUUAUGCUACUUAAGCAAAAGGGAAAGCAAUGGGCGUUUUGACGAUGGUGGCUUGAUGACGAAUGAUGAGUUUUCCUUCCAUGUUGAUAGCUUUGAGCGAUGAGCUUCGUGGGGAUGGGGAUGAGGAAAAUCAACUUGUAGCUGUAUUUUAGCCAGCUCUGAUGGUUAGUUGAAACAAAGCAAUUCAUUGCAGCAAAC